GUAUAAAAGGAAGUGCACAGCCGUGCACCGAUACAACCUCGCAGGUAUUGAGAGAACCACAAUUUACAGAACUGCGAAGCACAGUAUGACAAGAAGGCUACCUUUAAAUAAUGAAGACAUUCAUCAGUAAAAUGAAGAAAUAUAUUUCUACCAUGUCAAGCCAUCAAGUGUGCAAAAGUGGCCAAGAGACUGUACAAGCAAAAAUGAACGUAAACUUCGUGAAGCAGCAAAGGUAACACAACGACUCAGAAAUGUGCGCUCGGAAACAUCUGCAUUGGAAAUGCUAUCAUAGAAAAACAUGUUUCAUGUGAAAGGAAUGGAAUCCUAAUGAAUGAAGAAAUAACCCGCACUACACUGAAGUAAGGUAAACAUUUAUAGUUUAUACUGAGUCUUAGAUGGUGAGUGUUUGUGAAUAUAUUCAAAUAUAUAUUUUGAUAUACCGCAAACAGAUCUAAAACGUUAUGCUGCCUGCCAUUUAAACCGAAAUUUUAUUUUGUAUAUGUGUAUAAAGCAGGUCCAGUAAACCUGAAAAAAUAGUUCGAGCGAUAAAAAGAAAAAGAGCUUUUAGGGAUGGAGCAGUCGAGUCAGAUUAAACCAAUACCUGUCUUAUCCGAUCAGUCUUGGACAACGAAUUCACCAAAUAACAAUAAUGACACUAAGGAAGACGGAGUCGGGGACUUGGUUGUUCAAACCAGUUUAGCAAUAACACUAUCACUUAUAACUCUCGCUACAAUGCUGUGCAAUGGAUUUGUGAUUGUUACUAUUUAUCAAACUAGAAAGCUACACACUCCUGCAAACGUCCUUAUUGGUUCGCUGGCCGUCACAGACCUUUUAGUAUCCAUUUUGGUGAUGCCUGUCAGCGGUCUCUACACAGUGAGUGGCACUUGGACUUUAGGACAAAUCGUGUGCGACAUCUGGCUGUCCUCAGAUAUCACAUGUUGCACUGCAUCGAUACUUCACUUGUGCAUAAUUGCCUUGGACCGGUACUGGGCAAUAACCGAUGCAGUUGAAUAUUCCAGGAAGAGGACGCGGGGAAGGGCAGCCGGGAUGAUUGCAGUGGUCUGGGUCAUUGCAAUCUCCAUAUCGCUGCCGCCUUUGUUCUGGCGUCAUGCUAAAGCUGAAGAGGUCACUUCAUGCAUGGUGAACACUGAUCACAUUUUUUACACACUCUAUUCCACCUUUGGAGCGUUCUAUAUCCCGACGUUAUUGUUGCUUGUUCUGUAUGGGAGGAUCUACGUGGAAGCCCGAGCUAGGAUUCUAAAACAGGCACCGAAAAAAUCAGGCAAAAGACUGACAUCAGCGCAUUUACUCACCGAUUCACCUGGAUCAGCAGCUUCAACGACGCUCCUGACAUGCAGAGCACAAGAAUCCUCCUCUGGUGACACCGGCGCUCCAGUGUGCCUAAACCACCACGUCCAGGUGACGGUGUCUGAUGCGCUUUUGGAAAGGAAGAGGAUCUCGGCUGCAAGGGAACGGAAGGCCACUAAAACUUUGGGUAUCAUUUUGGGAGCUUACAUUAUAUGCUGGUUGCCCUUCUUCAUUAUAACCCUGGUCUACCCUAUCUGUAUGACUUGCUGGUUCCACCCAGCCCUCUUUAACUUUUUCACUUGGCUGGGUUAUAUAAACUCUUUAAUUAACCCUAUCAUUUACACCAUGUCGAACGAGGAUUUCAAACAUGCUUUCCAGAAACUAAUGCGCUUCAGAUGCUGCACCUCGUGAUCAGCCCGUGUAGAAAACAUAAUCAGCAACACUGGAACAUUGCAGUUUAUUGAACGAAGUUGGCUUUUAUUGCCUUUAACUUUGCUGCGCUUUUUGCAAACUGCUCCUGUUAACGCGCGUAAGCAGAAUUGACAUUUUCCAAAACUCAAGCAACACCUGUGUCGUUUUUAUUAAUUUCAAUAGAAAUAACUGUCGGCACACGUUUAUUGUGAGUCGAACAAACCUGUACUAAACCCGUUAAUAUGUCUCUGCUUUGUCAUACAACUUACAGCCUCUUCACAAAAAGUGUGCUUCUGGAAAGAUUUGUUUGGACAAACUCAGAAAAGUAACUGUAAACGCAAAAAUAAUAAUAAUAAUAAUAAUAAUAAUAAUAAUAAUAAUAAUAAUAAUAAUAAUAAUAAUAAUAAUAAUAAUAAUAAUAGGAAAACCAAGAUGCUUACCAGGUAAUCAUUCAUUGAAACCAAACAAAAAAGCCUGAAAUAUUAAUUAUGUCUUUUUGUUUUUAUUUAUUCCCAUAUUUGUGAUGUUUGAAAAGGUCUUGUGAUGAAUUAUGUUUCUUGCAGGUCAGCUAUUGUAAUAAGAUUGACCUCAUAUUUAGUCGUAUUGAAGUAAGAUUGACCUCAUAUUUAAUCGUAUUGCGUAUGUUUUGUUUAGUUCUUUAUAUUUAUGAAUGGUUUUAAAGUAUGAACCAUUUUAACGAGAGCACCGCUGUUUUAUCGUAGUAUACGCAAUGCUGCGAGCUGCUGUGUAUUAGUACAAACACAGCGCAGGUGUACAGGUGAACUGCACGAGGCAGAAAAAAAGUGGGCAUUGAUGACAGGUGCCUCAACAUAUAGAUGUGUUUUUAUAUUAAUGAAUCUGAGAAAAGUGGUCAGUUUAAACAGCAAAUCAGAUUAUCCUUAAAUGAUUAGGCUAUAUAUCUAUAUAUAGCUGUUGUCAAUUAACAUGUGAUACUUUUUCAUGUAAAGUGAUAUGCUAAUGUGUUUUUUUUUUUUUGUGAAUGAAAGGUUGAACCUCCAGGUACUGUAAUGUGUUUUGUAUUCGUUAUUCUCAAGCUUCAACAUGCAAAUAGUCGAAAUAGUCUGAGCACUCAUUGUUACAGUUCAGUUUACCAUUAUUUAUUUAUUUAUUUAUUUAUUUAUUUAUUUAUUUAUUUUAAGAAUGUCGGCCAAAUUCUCAAAGCUAUUUAUUCCUUCGUCAGUAGCACAAUUAUUUUCAGAAAGGCGAAACACACCCAUUAAAGUUACCAAACCGGAAAUAAAAAACAUACUUUUAAUUCAGGAGCUUGAAUGAAGUAUUAAAUUGUUUCCUAUUCGUUUUAGAUAGUUACAGCCUGAUUUUCAGAAGGCGCGUUUUUAGGGAGAAAAUAGAGGUUGCAGUGCAUUUGCACUGAGAGUUUUUUUUGUUUUUUUUGCCACCUAAUUAUACAUCUCGAUUAAUACUAAUAUCAAUAAUAAUGCAGUAUCUCAAUGUAUUUAUUCUUUGAUCCAAUAUUAAUAUUCACAUUCUUUACAUGCAA
Molecule: messenger RNA, 3238 nt
Organism: Acipenser ruthenus (sterlet)
Lineage: Eukaryota; Metazoa; Chordata; Actinopteri; Acipenseriformes; Acipenseridae
Product: 5-hydroxytryptamine receptor 1D-like
Exons: 1
Coding region: 571-1719 (382 amino acids)
Biological process (GO): bone remodeling; chemical synaptic transmission; adenylate cyclase-activating adrenergic receptor signaling pathway
Cellular component (GO): plasma membrane
Molecular function (GO): G protein-coupled serotonin receptor activity
Source: RefSeq, a predicted model, not a curated record